Salmo salar (Atlantic salmon) is the source of this 4212-nucleotide messenger RNA. RefSeq lists its product as uncharacterized. NCBI's taxonomy places the organism in Eukaryota, Metazoa, Chordata, Actinopteri, Salmoniformes, Salmonidae. Gene Ontology annotation, cellular component: nucleus; PML body. Gene Ontology annotation, molecular function: zinc ion binding; ATP hydrolysis activity. The record is from RefSeq and is a predicted model, not a curated record.
CAGCUGGGCGGUGCCCUCGCGCUGGACUUGUGCAUGUUGACCACGCCCCUUCUGCAUUUCGGAGAAGAUGGCGUCGCAAGUACAGAGAGGAGUGCCUCUAAGUGCGCUCUGUCCCAAGUUCCUCCACACAAACUCCACCAGCCACACCUGGCCCUUCAGCGCGAUCGCAGAAUUAAUAGAUAAUGCCUAUGAUCCAGAUGUCAAUGCCAAGCAGUUCUGGAUUGAUAAGACCCAGUUUAAAGGCCAAGACUGCCUCAUCUUCAUGGACAAUGGAAAUGGGCUGGACUAUGAAAAGAUGCACAAGAUGCUCAGCUUCGGUUACAGUGACAAGACAGUCAUAAACGGCCAGCACCCGAUUGGUCUCUACGGUAAUGGUUUCAAGUCGGGGUCCAUGCGUCUGGGACGAGAUGCCAUCGUGUUCUCCAAGUCUCUAGAUGGAGACACCAUGCAUGUAGGCAUGCUCUCACAGAGCUACCUGGCACAGAUCAAAGCAGAGCAGAUCAUCGUACCCAUUGUCUCCUUCCAACGCGUUGCACACAACCAGUUCCGUGUGAAUGAGAAGCACAAGGCCAGUCUGCAGGACAUCCUGUAUUACUCUCUCUUUAAGACGGAGAACGAGCUGCUCACAGAGCUCAAAGCCAUCAACUCCACCUGCUCCAUGGGCUCUUCAGGAACACGCAUCAUCAUCUGGAGCCUGCGCAGGACAUUAACAGGACAGACAGAAUUUGAUUUCACAACAUCCAGUUAUGACAUCAGAAUCCCGUUGGAUGUGUUGGAGAGCACCAGUGAGCAAUACAGGCGGUCGGAGCUGCUCACAAAACCAGAGAGUUACUACUCGCUACGUGCAUACUGCAGUAUUCUUUACUUGAAGCCGCGUAUGCAGAUCGUCAUUCGAGGGCAGAAAGUGAAGACUGAGCUCAUCUCCAAGAGCCUGGCAUACAUCGCUAAGGACUAUUACAAGCCCAACUUUGUGAACAGACGUAUUCCCAUCACCUUUGGGUACAACACCAAGAGCAAAGACCAAUACGGCAUCAUGAUGUACCACAAGAACCGCCUCAUAAAACCUUAUGAGCGAGUGGGCGUUCAACUCAAGGCCAACAUCCAAGGUCUUGGGGUCAUUGGGGUUAUCGAGUGUAACUUUUUGGAGCCCACCCACAACAAGCAAGAUUUUGACAAUACCGACAAAUACAGGAAAACCAUCAACAACUUAGGGGUUAAGCUGGAGGACUACUGGAAAGAGAUCCGCUUUAAAAGAGACAAAGAAGAUCCUAACAGCACCGUACCAGUGGAAGACACCAUGAAGCGCCCGGACCAGAACUGGGUGCAAUGUGACACCUGCCUGCGCUGGAGGAAGCUGCCAGAUGGGAUUGAUUGCAGACUGCUCCCAGAGAAGUGGUUCUGCCACAUGAACCCCGACCCCCAAUUCAGGAGCUGCAUGGUAGAGGAAGAGCCUGAAGACUCCGAUGAUGACCAACCUUCAUACCAGAAAACCUACAAGCAACAUGAAAGGAACACCAAAAUGCAGCAGGAGUGGAAACGACAACAGUAUGAAGAUGAGCAGAAAAAGGCAGAGCGGAUGCGGAUCGCAGCGCUGGCUCGGCAGAACGAGGCUCUGAGGCGCCAACAGGAGGACCUGAAACUGCAGCUUAUAAAGACAUCGAGCUUCAGGACAGCUGUACAGAUGUCUCCAGCUUCAGCUCCCCCCACAGUCAGAGUUAAUGUGAAGGCACCACUGAGCACUAGGGCUACCACAGCAUCACCACUCAGUGCUAGGCCCAGAUCAUCUCCUCUCAGGAUCUCUCCCCUCACACAAUCAGGGACCAGCCCUUCCUCCAACCACAUGCCCAUCAUCUCUAGCGUGUGCUCUCUUUCAAGCCCUCCAGCCCCUUCAACACCUUCAAGAAUGAAGAGAACAUUGGCCAUGACCUCUGAAAGGGACACCAAAAGACCCAGGGUGAACGGUUUCCACCAAAACACCUCUAUGGGGACCGCAUCAACGGCAGCAGAGAUGAAUGUGUCAUCCCCAUCAGUCAUCAUCCCUAUUGACGAUGAUGAUGAUGAGAUCACGGAUGACGAUGACAUUGUUAUCUUGGAGACCAACAGCACCCCUAUUCCAAAGAAGGCAACCUUUGACAUGGCCAAGGUAAAGUCAGAGAGUAGGUCUGUGGAAACACCUUCUGGCACUGGCAACGUUAGGACCAAUGGCAUAGGAACAAGCUCCGUGGAGAUGGGAACCGCAGCGACCAACCUCUCCCCUCUACCACCUUCCUCAGAGCAGAUGAGCAUCACCACCCAGACAGACAUACGGGGUGAAGUGAAGGAUGAAGAGGAGGAGCGAAAGAAAAAGGAGGAAGUAGAAAAGGAGAAGGAGAGAAUAGAGAACCGGACAAAAGUGAAGAACAAAGAAGAGGACGACAAGAAGAGGGAGAAGGAGGAAAGAGAUAGGAAGAGAACAGAACCAGGCCCAUCCUCUGCAGGCCCAUCCUCUGCAUGCCCAUCCUCUGCAGGCCCAUCCUCUGCAGGCCCAUCCUCUGCAGGCCCAUCCUCUGCAGGCCCAUCCUCUGCAGGCCCAUCCUCUGCAGGCCCAUCCUCUGCAGGCCCAUCCUCUGCAGGCCUAUCCUCUGCAGGCCUAUCCUCUGCAGGCCCCUCCACACCAGGCCCCUCCACACCAGGCCCCUCCACACCAGGCCCCUCCACACCAGGCCCCUCCACACCAGGCCCGUCCUCUGCAGGCCCGUCCUCUGCAGCUCCAUCCACACCAGGCCCGUCCACACCAGGCCCAUCCUCUGCAGGUCCAUUUUCUGCUGGCCCAUCUGUCCCAGACCCAUCAGACCUUCCUCGGAUUGACUUCCGUAACCUGUCAGAGGCCCAGGAGCAGCAAGAUCAGCUGCUGGAGCUCAUGCAGGCUGCAGCCCAUGAGAGGGACCAGUUCAAGGAGCAGGUCCACAAGCUGACCUGCCAGCUCCAUGACCUUGAGGGCAGCAUGCAGGAGCAUUCCCGGGCCGCUGUGAAGAGAGAGCAAUGCCACCUGGCCUGUCAGACUGGAGCAGGGGAUGGAGAACGAGAGCAAGCAGAGGGGAGUAAGGUCAGUGACCAGCUGGCUGUACAGGUAGAUACUCUGCUCCAGGACCUCAGCAACGCCAACUGUGAACGUGACAUGCUACGCUCCCAGGUGGAGGCUAUGAAAGAGGAGAGGGGCAACCUCUGGUCCCAGUGUGAGACGCUGCAGCGGGACGUGGUGGAGCUGAGGAGGGAGAAACAAGAGUGGGAGAGGGAGAAACAGGAGAGGGAGAAACAGGAGAGGGAGAAAGAGGAGAGGGAGAAAGAGGAGAGAGAAGCAGCUCAGGCUGUAGCUGCCCAGACAGAGAGGGGAGACGUAGCGGCCACUGGUGCUGCUAAUGGCUCGACCUCGGAGGCACCCCAGACACUGAGGGAGCUUCGGAGGAGCAUUGGUCGUCUCCUUGUCACGUUUGUCCCGGCGUUGGACCUCGAACAAGUCAACUACGACUGUCCAGUCAUCGACGAGAUCCUCGAUCAGGUUCUUACUGAUGUGGAGACGUUGGGGCCUGCGUAAGGGCCUGGGGCGGGAUAUGGAUGGAGGGGUUGUCCUCCAUCUAACUCUGUGAGGAGAGGCAGACCUGGAGAUGGUCACAGAGACUUCCUGCCUCUCCUUUUACCUCGGCGUUUUUACACUUUUUAAAUGUAUUUUCUAUGGAUUUUUUUACAAGUGAAAGAGGGAAUGAACUGAAAAGUAUUUAUUUGUAUUGCUGUACAAACACUUUUAUAUUGUUCCAUGACCAUGGUGGUACUUAAUGAUGCAACAAACAGUAAGCUAUUUUGCACUGAAACUUUGGGGUUACUGAGUUCAACCUCUCCUUCUCACAAACACUUACUACUCCAAUGUGGAUGGAGGCUCUAGAAUCUUGUCAGUGUUCCGGGAAGAUGUUUUUCUCUUAGAUUACAGGUGACCACAGUGACCUUUCCUGGAAUUAUGUCAGGAACAGAGGAGUUUUCACUUGAUGAGUUAAGGGACGUAGUCUCCGCCAUGAUCUGCUCUGUGGCUUGGUAGAAGGACCCCCUUCUCUCCCAAAACAGACCUAGCCAUCAGUUCUACAUCAAGACAGACUAAGUUCAGUAUUCAAUGUUGCAUUCACUCUUAUGUGCUCAUGUUCAUUUAUAUGCUAAGAAAUAAUGAAGACUUUUUCACCCAAA